Molecule: messenger RNA, 2649 nt
Organism: Momordica charantia (bitter melon)
Lineage: Eukaryota; Viridiplantae; Streptophyta; Magnoliopsida; Cucurbitales; Cucurbitaceae
Gene: COP1
Product: Transducin/WD40 repeat-like superfamily protein
Biological process (GO): proteasome-mediated ubiquitin-dependent protein catabolic process
Molecular function (GO): protein binding; ubiquitin protein ligase activity
Source: RefSeq, a predicted model, not a curated record
CCGCGUUCCUCUCUCCUACUUCGGCAACUUUCAGAUACUCAGGUUCUCAGACGCAGAAAGGUAGAUGGACGAGGGAUCAACCGGAGCCUUAGUUCCGGCGGUGAAGCCGGAGCCAGUUUCAUCUUCGAUUUCAGCGCCGUCGAUUCCCGAUUGCUCACUCGCCGAGCUCGAUACCGCCGCGGAGGUUCCAUCUCAGCUGGAUAAGGACUUCCUCUGCCCGAUUUGCAUGCAGAUCAUUAGGGAUGCAUUCCUCACUGCCUGCGGCCACAGUUUCUGCUAUAUGUGCAUCAUCACGCAUCUCCGUAACAAGAGCGAUUGCCCUUGCUGUGCUCUCCACCUCACUUCCGAUCAGCUCUUUCCUAACUUCUUGCUUGAUAAGCUACUGAAGAAGACUUCUGCUCAUCAAAUAGCACAAACUGCAUCCCCAAUUGAACUUUUUCGCCGUACUUUACAAGAGGGCUGUGAUGUGUCAAUUAAGGAGUUAGACUCCCUCUUGGCAAUGCUUUCUGAGAAGAAGAGAAAGAUGGAACAAGAAGAAUCUGAGAGAAACAUGAAAAUAUUAACAGACUUCUUACAUUGCCUAAGGAAGCAAAAAGUUAACGAGCUCAAUGAGGUGCAAACGGAUCUUCGGUUCCUCAAGGAGGACAUAAGUGCAGUGGAGAGACAUAGGAUGGAACUGUUUUGCGCAAGGGACAGAUACUCCAUGAAGGUAUGUAUGGCUGGUGAUGAUAUGAAUGCAAGAAAACCUUGGUCAUCAUUAGCGGAUAAGAGAAGUGAUGGGCCUACCUCUACUUCUCUGAACACCUGGGGUGUUGUGUCUGCUGGGAAUUUUCAAAAUAAGAAAGCAGAUUCAAGGAGUCAAGUUAGCUCUUAUGGACUCUACAAAAAGGAUGCAUUGAAUGGGCCAGAACCACAUCUGAAUCCUACCGGUCUAUCUGUUGCAAGGAAAAAACGUGUCCAUGCACAGUUCAAUGACCUCCAAGAAUGUUAUCUGCAAAAGCGACGUCAAUUGCCAAAUCAACUGCCUGACCAGGAAGAAAAGGAUAAAAAUGUUAUACGCAGAGAAGGAUACAGUGCAGGCCUUUCAGAUUUUCAAUCAGUGUUGACUACCUUCACACGAUACAGUCGCUUGAGAGUCAUUGCCGAGCUUAGACAUGGGGAUCUAUUUCACUCCACCAACAUAGUAUCAAGCAUUGAAUUUGACCGAGAUGAUGAAUUAUUUGCUACUGCUGGAGUUUCUCGAUGCAUAAAAGUCUUUGACUUCUCUUCGGUUGUAAAUGAACCUACUGAUGUCCACUCUCCUAUAGUGGAAAUGUCAACACGAGCAAAACUAAGUUGCUUGAGUUGGGACAAGGUAUCAAAACACAUUAUCGCUAGCAGUGACUAUGAGGGUAUAGUAACAAUUUGGGAUGUAAAUAAAGGGCAGAGUGUGAUGGAAUGUGAAGAGCAUGAAAAACGUGCGUGGAGUGUUGAUUUUUCUCGUACAGAACCAUCAAGGCUGGUGUCUGGUAGCGAUGAUUGCAAGGUCAAAGUUUGGUGCAUGAAACAGGAGGCCAGUGUCCUCAACAUCGACAUGAAAGCCAAUAUAUGUUGUGUCAAAUUCAAUCCUGGAUCUGGCAAUCACAUUGCAGUUGGUUCAGCAGAUCAUCAUAUUCAUUAUUAUGAUCUAAGAAACAUCAGCCAUCCACUUCACGUCUUCACGGGUCACAAGAAAGCUGUCUCUUAUGUAAAAUUUUUAUCAAACAGUGAGCUUGCCUCUGCAUCUACAGACAGCACUUUACGAUUAUGGGAUGUUAAGGAAAAUCUGCCAGUUCGCACCUUUAGAGGGCAUACAAAUGAGAAAAACUUCGUUGGUCUGACAGUUAAUAGCGAAUACAUUUCUUGUGGCAGUGAAACAAAUGAAGUCUUUGUCUACCACAAGGAAAUAUCCAGACCUCUGACAUGGCAUAGAUUUGGUUCACCAGAUGCAGGUGAUGUGGAGGAUGAAACGGGGUCUUAUUUCAUCAGUGCUGUUUGCUGGAAGAGUGAUAGUCCUACUAUCCUUACGGCUAACAGUCAGGGAACAAUUAAGGUGCUGGUUCUUGCAGUUUAAUAAACUAAUUUGACCAUUUUAGGAAUAGAAAUUCUAUAGGGAUGCGUCUUUAGCUCAACUGUAUGUAAUGUUCACGGUAGUCCAUGUGUUAGGGAAAUAAACACAAAUGAGUCUUUUUCAGUCAAGGUUACGUGUACCAUCGAGAAGCUAGGGGCGCUAUUCCACAAUCCCAGUGACCAUCUAUUCCACUAUCCAUACCCUAUUCACAAUAGUCACUGUGUCCUCGAACCAAUCAUCGCUCUGGAAGCGAGAAUCGUGUCCUUAAAAAUGGUUACGAUGAACUACUGCAUAGAAUGCCAUUGUCCAUAACAAGUCUUUUGGAUAGCUUCUUCACUUGUAUACGAGUCGUAACUUUGGAAGGCAAGGGAGAGCAUGGGGUGGUUUUUGGAGAGUGAGUGAGCCGUGAGUCUGUGAAGAGAAAGGACCGACUAAUGUGCAUCAUUCAAGUAUUUCAAUCUUAUUAUACGGAGAGCUACAAAGUUUUGUUGACCAUAUUUCACUCUAAACUGUAGGAGACUCUUGAUCUUUUUGUUUAUAAAGUUCUUGAUAAUUACCAA